Messenger RNA from Chrysoperla carnea, 3310 nucleotides. Its product is annotated as piwi-like protein Siwi. NCBI's taxonomy places the organism in Eukaryota, Metazoa, Arthropoda, Insecta, Neuroptera, Chrysopidae. The record is from RefSeq and is a predicted model, not a curated record. The coding region runs from base 186 to 3020 and encodes 944 amino acids. Gene Ontology annotation, biological process: regulatory ncRNA-mediated gene silencing. The transcript is spliced from 12 exons. Gene Ontology annotation, cellular component: P granule. Gene Ontology annotation, molecular function: protein binding; piRNA binding.
UAUUUAUGAGUUUAUCACGUUACACGUAUACGUAAUUCAUUUAUUAUAUUUCGAUUGGUGUUAGUUGUUAUUUGUAUUCUGUACUAGUACUGUGUAAAAUUAAUAACAUAGAAAAAAAUAUAGUGGUGUUAAUAAUCAAACAUUUUGCGAAGCUUUUUUUUAAAUUUUGUUAGUGAAAAUAAAGAAUGUCAGAUCAAAGACCUCGUGGUCGAGGCCGUGGGCGAGGUGGUGAUAAAGGUGGUCAACCACCGCAACAAAGAGGCCCACCUCAAUCAGCAGCUGGUGGACCGGCACAACAAAGGGGUCCACCUGCUUCACAAGGAGCAUGGGGUGCAGGGCGCCCUCAACAACAAUCUGCACCUGCUCCUCAAGGAGCAUGGAGUGCGGGGCGCCCACAACAAGGCCCUACGGGUCAAGGUGCCUGGGGUGGAGGUCGACCUCAACAGGCACCACAAGGACCUCCUGCACCUGGUGCAAGCUGGGGACCACGGCCUGGUGGUACUGGUGCAGCACCACAACCUAGACCCACAGGCACACAAACCACAGCUGGUAGAGCAACACAUCGCCAAGCAGCGGUAGAACGAAUUACCGAACAAGUUGGUCGAAUGGAAACAGGAUCUGCAAGAGGAAGUGGUGAACCCGACGCAGGAACAAUGGGUUCUGGGCGUGGUGCUACCCGAGGACGUCGUAACGUCGCUGUUGAUAUACUAAGAACUCGCCCUAUCUCUGUAACAACAAAAUCAGGUUCAACGGGCGAAGCAAUCCGCUUACAAACUAACUACUAUGAAUUAUUAAGUACGCCAGAUUGGAAGUUAUUUGAAUAUUCAGUAACUUUUGAUCCCAGUGAAGAUAGACUAGAUUUUCGUCGAAAAAUGAUGCGUGUCCAUGAAAAAACAUUAGGCGGGGGCGGAUAUAUAUUUACGGGCGGUAAUUUAUAUACAACACACCGAUUAGGGAAAGAUAUACUCGAAGUAUUUUCCGACCAUCCAGUAGAAGAAAAACCUAUUCGUAUAACUUUAAAGUUAUCUCAAGAACUACCGCCGACAAGUCAUCAGUAUCUCCAACUAUUUAACAGCCUCAUCAGAAAUUGUUUAAGAUUUUUAAAAUUGCAACUUGUAGGUCGAAAUUAUUUCGAUGCUAAGGCCAGUGUUGACAUUCGUGACCAUCGAAUGGAACUUUGGCCGGGAUACGUUACCUCUAUUCGUCAACAUGAGACGACAAUUUUAAUGUGCUCAGAAAUUACGCAUAAAGUAAUGCGUCGUGAUACCGUUUUAGAUUUCCUUAAAGAGUGUUAUCAUCGUGAUGCCAAAGAAGCUCGACAACUUUUUGAGAAAGGUAUUAUUGGGGCUGUUGUUCUUACGGACUACAAUAAUCGAACUUACCGAAUAGAUGACGUCGAUUGGGAGAAUUCCCCAUCAAGUACAUUCAAAUUACGUACUAAUGAGGAAAUUUCAUAUGCUGAAUACUUCAAAAAGAAAUAUCAAAAAAAUAUCGUAGAUAUGCGUCAACCCAUGUUAAUAUCCAAAGCAAAGCCGAGAGAAAUUCGUAUGAACAUGGCUGAUCUCAUUUAUUUAGUUCCCGAACUAUGUCGAAUGACAGGACUUACUGAUUCACAACGUGCUAAUUUCACUUUGAUGCGAACUUUGUCGGAAUAUACACGUGUCGCUCCAGACAAUCGUAUACAAAAAUUACAAGAAUUUUCACAAAGACUGUUAAAAAACAGCGAUAUUACAAAUUUAUUUCGACAAUGGGACCUAAAGCUAUCCAAUGCAUUGGUUGAAGUAGCUGGUCGAGUUCUUCCACCGGAAACAAUUUGCGCAGGAAAUCAAGUCAAGUUUUCUGCGGGUCCAAAUGCAGAUUUUACUAAAGAAUUACGUGCGAAUCCAAUGCAUAUAAUUGCUCCUGUUAAUCAGUGGAUUUGUGUCUGUCCAAGUAUGCUUAAAAAUGAAGCCUUCAAUUUUGUUAAAAUGAUUGUCAGAGCCUCCGCUGGUAUGAGUUUUAACAUACCAACUCCUAAAUUACAUGAAAUACAAAACGAUUCGGUACCUAAUUACUUGGAAGCUUUAGAACAAGCAAUUAAUAACCAUAAGCCUCAAAUGCUCCUUUGCAUUGUUACAAACAAUAAAUUGGAUCGAUACUCAGCGAUUAAAAAGAAAUGUUGUGUAGAUCGUCCUGUUCCAACUCAAGUUAUUGUAGCCAAAACAUUGAGAAAUAAAGGUGCCAUGUCGAUUGCCACCAAAGUGGCAAUUCAAAUUAACUGCAAAUUGGGUGGAGCAGCUUGGGGAGCUGAAAAUCCCCUUGGGGGGCUUAUGGUGGUAGGUUUUGAUGUCUAUCACGAUACUAUGAAUAAAGAUAGAAGUUUUGGAGCGAUGGUCGCGUCAAUGAAUCGAUCCUGUUCACAGUACUACAGUACCUGUACACCACAUACACAAGGAACGGAACUAAGCAAUGAUUUCGCAUUAAACAUGGAAAGGGCAGUAAUGAAGUAUAACGAAAUUAAUAAAAAAUUGCCUGACCGUAUAUUGAUUUACCGCGAUGGCGUUGGUGAUGGCCAAAUUCCAUUCGUAUAUGAACACGAGUUAACAUUAAUUAAACAAACUCUUAGUAAAAUUUACGGUGAAAACCCUGUAAGAAUGGCAUUUAUAAUUGUGAGUAAGAGAAUCAACACGCGAUUUUUCUACACACCACCAAACAAAAAUCCAGAAAAUCCACCACCAGGAACGGUGGUAGAUAAUGUUAUCACUUUACCUGAAAGAUAUGACUUCUUUAUUGUAUCACAAUCCGUGAAGCAAGGAACAGUUUCACCAACAUCAUACAAUGUGAUCAAUGAUACGAGUGGAUUAGAUCCAGAUAAAAUUCAACGUUUGACAUACAAACUGUGCCACAUGUACUUUAAUUGGAGUGGAACUGUACGAGUGCCGGCUCCAUGCCAAUACGCCCAUAAAUUGGCCUUUUUGGCUGGAUCUUCGUUACACAGAUCACCAAGUCCACAAUUGGCAACAACUUUAUAUUAUCUUUAAAUUUUGUUUUUUCUACUGAAUUAUUUGACUUGGCUUAUCUGCUAAAUUUUUGUAAACUUUGAAUUUUCCUUGAUUUUUAAUCAUUUACAAUUAAUUUAGUUAAGAAUUAAGUUUGUUUUGAUAUGAUUUAGAUUUCUUUUUCGUAAAUAAUCAGUAGUGUUGUGGACUAUUCGGGGCUAACGAAUUAUUAGAAGUCUCUAAAAAUGCAUCAGUCUUAAAUAUAUCAAGUUAAAAUGGAAUUUUAUGAAUUAAUAGUAAGAGACGGUAUAAGGUGGAACUUCACCCAUCUG